Messenger RNA from Alnus glutinosa, 1333 nucleotides. Its product is annotated as GDSL esterase/lipase At5g45670-like. Bases 86 to 1183 code for a protein of 365 amino acids. NCBI's taxonomy places the organism in Eukaryota, Viridiplantae, Streptophyta, Magnoliopsida, Fagales, Betulaceae. Gene Ontology annotation, molecular function: hydrolase activity, acting on ester bonds. The record is from RefSeq and is a predicted model, not a curated record. The transcript has 5 exons.
ACCAGUAGCUUUUAAAUUCUUCACCAUUCCCUUUGUACUUCCUCUUUUCUCUUUCCUUUUUUCGUGGCUUUCCAAUAUUUCUACUAUGGCCAGGGAGCUGAAGAAAAUGGGGGUUGUGUGUGGGAUUGUAUUGCUGUUGAAUAUGUGGUGCAUGGCACAAGCAGAGCCUCAAGUACCAUGCUACUUCAUUUUUGGGGACUCUUUGGUGGAUAAUGGCAACAAUAACCAGCUCCAAUCGCUGGCUAGAGCCAACUACCUGCCCUAUGGGAUCGACUUUGCCGGCGGACCGACCGGAAGGUUCUCCAAUGGAAAAACUACGGUUGAUGUUGUUGCUGAGCUUUUGGGCUUCGAUGAUUAUAUACCUCCCUAUGUAACUGCAAGCGGCCAAGACAUACUGAAAGGAGUGAACUAUGCAUCAGCAGCCGCAGGAAUUAGAGAGGAAACUGGUCAGCAACUGGGCGGCCGGAUAACCUUCCGUGGGCAGGUGAGAAACUACCAAAAUACAGUUUCACAAGUGGUAAACCUACUUGGGGAUGAAAACUCAGCUUCAAAUUAUCUAAGCAAGUGUAUAUACUCAAUUGGAAUGGGCAGCAACGACUACCUUAACAACUAUUUCAUGCCCCUAUUCUACUCGACCGGCAGCCAAUAUACGCCUGAACAAUAUGCUGAUGUGCUUCUUCGAGAUUAUUCUGAGCAACUAAGGAUUUUGUAUCAGUAUGGAGCAAGGAAAAUGGUCUUGUUCGGAGUGGGUCAAAUAGGGUGUAGCCCGAACGAGUUGGCUCAAAAUAGCCCUGAUGGUUCAACAUGUGUACAAAGAAUCAAUUCUGCCAUCCAAAUAUUCAACAACAAGUUGAAAUCUCUUGUCAAUGAACUCAACAGCAAUUUCGCAGAUGCAAGAUUUAUCUUAGUAGACUCUUAUGGGAUUUUCCAAGAAAUAAUUAACAGCCCUUCAUCUUUUGGUUUCAGGGUUACAAAUACGGGGUGCUGCGGUGUAGGGAGGAACAAUGGGCAAAUCACAUGUCUACCUCUUCAAACUCCAUGCCCAAACAGGGAUGAGUACCUGUUUUGGGAUGCUUUUCAUCCAACUGAGGCAGGGAAUGCAAUUAUAGGGAGGAGAGCUUAUAGUGCUCAAUCUGCAUCAGACUCUUACCCAAUUGAUAUCAACCGAUUAGCCCAGCUCUGAAGAUGGAGAUUAUGGGUGCAUGCAUGCGGUUGCACCAUAAGAUAUAUAUAUAUAGACAACUAUUGAUACUAUUUUUCUUGCUAUGAGCCUAAGAUUAUAUUUAUCUUUGUAACCUUUCGUUUCAAUGGAAUUCAAAAUCCAAUUAAUUUA